AUUGCUUUGACUGCUCAAAAAAACACAAGAAAGGAAAAACCAAAACAAAAAAAUGGCCCUAAACAACAAUCUAAAAUUGUUCUACAUCCUCCUCUUCUUCUCCUCCCUCCUCCUCCCCAGCCAUCUAGCACAAUCCCCAGGGCCGGCGCCAGGGGCAUCAUUAUUCGACGAAAUCGACGCUCAAAACCCCUCCAUCUCACUACCCCCGUCGUCCUUGGAAGCCCCGUCCAUCGCUCCUAGCAACGAGUACGAUCUAUCACCAUCCAACGCCCCGUCAGGCGAUGAUCCCGAUCCAGCAUUGGAGAAAAUCUGUGAAUCCACCGACUAUCCUGUCCUUUGCCUGUCUACGGUGGCUCCGUACCUAGACGGGGAGACCGACAUCCAGUCCAUCCUCGACGUGGCCAUUCAGGCCGGGGCCGAGUUCUCCAAAUACGGGCAGGAAACGGCGCAGAAGCUCGCUGGGAACCCUGCGAACCCACCACAGCACUCGUCUGUGCUCAGCGACUGCAGGGACGGGUUUGAGACCGCGGCCGAGAACUACGGGAAGGCCGCGGACGCCCUCGUGGAGCAAGACAGGGGCACGGUGAACAGCAUGCUGAGUGCCGUAAUAACAUACAUUGGAGACUGUCAGGAUACAAUCUCAACGGAUUCCCCAUUGUACAGCCUUACUGAAAAGCUCACCAAAAUGACCAGUAAUUGCCUCGCAAUUAGCUCCAUCAUCAACUGAAAAUCAUAUGUAUUUUGCAACAUCUCGCAAUAAGAAUAGGUGCA
Molecule: messenger RNA, 771 nt
Organism: Salvia hispanica
Lineage: Eukaryota; Viridiplantae; Streptophyta; Magnoliopsida; Lamiales; Lamiaceae
Product: putative pectinesterase/pectinesterase inhibitor 26
Molecular function (GO): enzyme inhibitor activity
Source: RefSeq, a predicted model, not a curated record